UGGGACCCAGGUGUCUCCAGCCCGUGGCCCAGGAAGGACACAUUUGUCCCUGAGUUGCUCGUGGUUCUGUCAGUGCGAUGCUGGGGGCCAGGGUACCAGAGAUCUCUGUCAGGCUGCGGCGUGAGCAAGCCUGUGGGGGCUGUGACUGAAGGCUGCAGUAACAUGGGGCAUCUCUUGCCUGCAUCAGUCAGCAGCUGAGUUGGCUGUUGUUGCCUCUGGGGCUUAAGGUACAGGAGCCUGGAGCAGGAAAUAAUAAAGGUCUCUUCUCGUGCCUGUAGUAGACAUGCUGGUCGUCACCUCCACGGGCAGGGAGCUGCCAGACCUGCAUGGGAGGUGCUCGGCUCUGCUGGGCUGGCAGGGAGGCACUGAGCGUGACCUGGAGAGGCACGGCUCCCACCUCCUAUGCGUCGGGGAGCUGUGGUGCGCCUUGGGCAUGUGCUACCCCUCCUGCGGGAUGUAGCAGCCAGUCCAUGUUCAGGCCCGGCUGUGGGCGUGGGGCCCCUUUCCCACGCAGCCCCUGCCUGUGGCCCUGCCUGGGAGCUUCCUGCCUCUUGUGGUUGUCUUCAGCCCAGUGCUGCAUAACCAGCAGCUUCGGCACCAGCGCUUGUGGCAGGCAUGCAUGUCAUGAGUCACCACGGUGCGGGCACCGUUGCUAGGGGCGUUUAGCACCCAGCUGCUUGCUUUGUGGAGCCUCCUCCCGCAUGUAUUUUAAGAGUCUCCCUGGGGUGCGGUGGCAGGAUGUGCAGGGAGGAAAGGCUCUGAUAGCGCAGCACCAAGCUUGGGGUGCCUCAGCCCCUGCAGCGAGCUGUGUGGGGGGUUCUGGGAUUGCUCUGGGCAGCUUGAAGGGGCUCAGCAGGCUGCCGUUAGCCUGGGGAGCUGCAUGCAGCCAAGGAGGUUGUGCAUAGCAUAACCAUGGCUGCUGUGGCCCAAGGCUGCCAUGGAGAAGCUGCAGGCAUCUGUGAUGCAUGGCUGCAGGGCGGGGGCUGCCUGCUGGCUGCCCAGCCCGAAUCUGUCCUCUGCUUGCGACCGGGGUCAUCAGGUCUCGUCACAGGCUUGUAGGGAACAGAUGCGUGAGCCCCAGCCACACUGCUUGGCCGACUCUGCCUGACCUGGCAGCCAUUGCUGCAGUCUGAUGGUGCCAUCCAUGCCCAGCAGGGUCUGCAGUUGGCAGAGCAAGCGGGAACCACACCCAGGCACCAAGGGGCCUGUGGGGAGGCAGGGGAGGUGGAUCGCAGCAUGUGCUAGGGUCCUGCGGGCUCCCCCUCAAGCCCUUCUGCCUGCGCAGGCCCCACACUGCCACAGCUCACUGAUGGGCUGGGCUGCAGGGCUGAGCACAGCAAGCGCUGCCUUUCUCCGUGGAUUUGUUACGCUCCUCAGGUGGCCUUGGGGGGCUGGGAUUCCCAGGUGCUCUGAAUGGUCUGCACCAUGCACCUGGGGCUGCCAUGCAGGGGAUCAUGUCAGGGCUGCUGCGGUGCCCAUGCCACACAGGUGGUUUGUGAUGCAACCACUGUGAGGAGCACAGCACCUCCCACCUCCACCGGGCAUCACGCUUAGCUCAGGGCCCCGGUGCCCAGCUGGAGCUGGCAUGGGCACGAGCCUGUCCGUGUUCUGGGGUGUCUUCACGGUGGGGUGUGGGCACUGGUCUCGCUGGCAGCCCAGGAGAUAGGGUGUUGUUCUGCUUGCCCAGCCUGUCAUGAUUACUGCCUGGGCAGGGAAAGGUCAUGUUAUCACAGCUCCUUUGCUGCCAUGGGGCCUGGCCAGGCCCUGCCUGUGCAGGUCUGUGGGGCCAGGGCCAGACAGGCUCCUUAUCUCUUGCCUCCGGGUGAAUCACGUCACUCCAGCUUUGCAGGCCCCAGAUAAGGGCACAGUCCUACGAGGAAGUAAAUCAUGUUUGUUUCCCGCUCUGGGCUGGCGUUGUUCUCCGUGCCAAGCCUGAUGGCUCCGGAGAGGGGAUGGGAGCAGGGCGGGGGGGCUGCAAGGAGCUGGGCCCCUUCCUCUUGCUUUGUUCUUUGGGCAGGAGCUGUCUCCGCCCUUGUUCCACACAGCUGUGGCUGUCCCCUGCGUGGCCUCCCUCCCCUGGGUCCAGCCAGCCCCCGGCUCCAGCUGGCAAGCUCCCUGCUGCUGGAGCUGCCCUGGCCCUGGGCAGAGUUAGGACCUCGAAUGCUGCUUUGGCAACAGAGGGGUGACGAGUGUCCAUGGGGCUGUGGGGGCUCCCAAGCUCACAACUCCAGGUGCUGCCCUGAAUCCCACUCACGGAGCAGGGUCUUGGGGUGCAGCCACCACUGCUCCUGCCUUCCCUGGGGAGGCACCGGAGGAUGGGCGAUGGUGGGCCCUGGGAGGUCCUGGUCCCCACAGUCCAGGAGGUCACCGGGGACUGAGAGCUCAUCUCUUGAGCUUGGCUUCUGAGCUGGGCACAUGCCCUGAGGAGCCAGGAAGGAGUCCCCAGGCCAGCGGGGCUGGAGCACCAGACAGGGGAGGCAGGGCUGCUGCUACCCUGGUGACUCCCAGCAAUGGGGCUGGGCUCACAGGACGGCGUUCAAGGCGCACUGGAGAUCCCGAGACUUAUCCCAUGUGCAACCUGCCCUGGGCCUCAUGCAUCUCAGCCUCCUGCCCACACAGGAUCUGAAUGAGGUCCCCUGCUCCCCCUGUGUCGCAGAGGACAGCCGUGUCACCUGAGGCCGGGCAGGGCAGGCCUGGCCAGGCAGCAGGAGCAAUGCCUGCGGAAGCAGGUCAGGCAGGGCCUUCUCCAGGCGAGCAGAAGGGCAGAGGGGAUGUGCCAGGCCUGCCAGGCCCCUUGGACAGGGCGGCGCUGGCUAAUUCCCUGUUUGUCACCGAAUGCAGGUGGGACGCCGGGAGGACAGGGGCUGUUGGUACCUGUAGCCUGUGUGGGGCCCAGCCCAGCAGCUGAGAUGGAGUACGUGGAUAUGAACAAGCUGAGCUGUGGCAAGAAGACGCGGGUGGAAGGUGGCCAGCUGGGUGGUGACGAAUGGACCCGGCACGGCAGCUUCGUCAAUAAGCCCACCCGCGGCUGGUUGCACCCCGACGACAAGGUCAUGGGCCCCGGUGUCUCCUACCUCGUCAGGUAUAUGGGUUGUGUGGAAGUUCUCCAGUCCAUGAGAGCACUGGAUUUCAACACCCGAACUCAGGUCACCAGGGAGGCGAUCAGCCUGGUGUGUGAGGCAGUGCCUGGAGCCAAAGGAGCCGUGCGCAGAAGGAAGCCCUGUGGCCGCUCGCUCAACUCCAUCCUGGGCAAGAGCAACCUGAAGUUCGCUGGCAUGCCCAUCACCCUCACCAUCUCCACCAGCAGCCUCAACCUCAUGGCCUCCGACUGCAAGCAGAUCAUCGCCAACCACCACAUGCAGUCCAUCUCCUUCGCCUCUGGGGGCGACCCGGACACUGCAGAGUAUGUUGCCUAUGUUGCCAAAGACCCUGUCAAUCAGAGAGCCUGCCACAUCCUGGAGUGCCCCGAGGGCCUGGCCCAGGACGUAAUUAGCACCAUUGGGCAGGCCUUUGAGCUGCGCUUCAAGCAGUACCUAAAGAACCCCCCGAAGCUGGUGACACCCCAUGACCGGAUGGCUGGAUUCGAUGGCUCGGCCUGGGACGAGGAGGAGGAGGAGGCCACGGAUCACCAGUACUACAACGACUUCCCCGGCAAGGAACCGCCCAUUGGGGGUCUGGUAGACAUGCGGCUGCGUGACAGUGCUGGCGCAGCCCUGACACCCAACCACCUGGGGGCCACGCUGCCCGUGGGCCAGGUGUCUGGAGGCGAGUACGAGACCAGGAAGCAGCAUCCUCCCGCACAAGGAUGGGAGAAGCUCCCUGCCCCGGCCGGGGGACCCGGGCGCCCUGACCUCUUUGAUGACCCAUCCUAUGUCAACGUGCAGAACCUGGACAAGGCGCGCCAGGCCUCCGUCACCGGCCUCCCCGGCACCGCCAACGGUAGCACCCAGAGGGACCUCUUUGACAUGAAGCCAUUUGAGGAUGCUCUGCGUGUGCCGCCUCCUGUGCCUGUGGGGCUGCCGCCGGCCCAGGUGGUGGCCUCCAUGGAAGAGCAGUUGCGGCGGGAGCCCUGGUACCACGGGAAGAUGAACCGCAAGGAAGCAGAGAAGCUGCUGAAAGUGAAUGGGGACUUCCUGGUGCGCGAGAGCACCACCACGCCGGGGCAGUAUGUACUGACAGGGCUGCAGGGCGGGCAGCCCAAGCACCUACUGCUUGUGGAUCCGGAGGGAGUGGUCCGGACCAAGGAUCACCGGUUCGAGAGCGUCAGCCACCUGAUCAGCUACCAUAUGGACAAUCACCUGCCCAUCAUCUCCGCCGGCAGUGAGAUGUGCCUGCAGCAGCCGGUGGAGAGGAGACUGUGAGGGGUGUGGGGCCUCGGUGCAUGGCCCCGGCCCAGCUUGGCCCGGCCUUUCUCCCCCUGACCCCCUCCCAGCGGGGCUCUUGAACUGUCUGAGCAGCUCCGCGUGGAACCAAGAGACCUGCCCAUCGGAGCCUGCCUGUCCUCGCAGGGGAGCUCCUGCCAACCCUGUUGGAGCCUGCCUGUCCCUGCAGCGCCCUCCUCCUGGAGCUGAGGCCCCUUGGAGCAGGGCCAAGAACUGGGGCCAGCAGCCUGCUCCUGCGGGAGAAGAAGGGUUCUCCUGCCAAAGCACACGCCCUGCCCCACGGCGCUUCGCUAGCACCAAAGCCCCUGCCUGUGGCCACGGUCUGCAGACCCCAGCCAAGGCAACACCACAACCCACACGUGCACGCUCACAGGCGUCAGGGAUCCCUAAUGCCUACACGUGCACACACACACACAUGCGCACACACACUGAAGGGAGCCCCCCCACCCAUGGAGCCCUCUGCGGGAGGUAGGACUCCCAUUUCCUCCAGCCUGUCCCCCCGCCAUAGGGGACCCCUGACCUCAUCUGUCCCGUGCCCCCCUCCCCCCAGGUGCGAGGGGCUCCCCUAUGCAGGACCCUAUUGCAGGGGUUGGGCACGCCGCUCCCACAAGCAGACGGCUGGGCUGGCCGCGCACCUCUGAACGCCCCGAUCACUUUACGUAUUAACUGUGCCUUGACCCCCACAGGUCCCAGACUCUUAUGCAAAGCCGCCUGCCUGGGGGGCACAGCCCUGGCC
Messenger RNA from Alligator sinensis (Chinese alligator), 5118 nucleotides. It is a transcript of the gene SHC1, whose product is annotated as SHC adaptor protein 1. Lineage: Eukaryota; Metazoa; Chordata; Crocodylia; Alligatoridae. The coding region runs from base 2772 to 4361 and encodes 529 amino acids. Gene Ontology annotation, molecular function: receptor tyrosine kinase binding. The record is from RefSeq and is a predicted model, not a curated record. The transcript is spliced from 13 exons. Gene Ontology annotation, biological process: intracellular signal transduction; cell surface receptor protein tyrosine kinase signaling pathway. Gene Ontology annotation, cellular component: plasma membrane.